Penaeus vannamei (Pacific white shrimp) is the source of this 2552-nucleotide messenger RNA. The record is from RefSeq and is a predicted model, not a curated record. Lineage: Eukaryota; Metazoa; Arthropoda; Malacostraca; Decapoda; Penaeidae.
GCCGCGUAACGACGUGCCUGAAGUGUCUCGCUGAUAAACGUGUUCGAUUCCUUGGACUUUUUCAGUGGCUGUGGAAUUUCCUUUUCGAGAAAAGAAUUCACAGUUUUCAUUCUUAUUUAAGACUUUUUGUGAGACUUACUCGACAUUUCCUCAGCAGAGAAGUGCGGAAAAAAUCACUGACAACCACAAUGAAAAAAAUCGUCAUUGCAAAGAUAAUAUUGAUAGGGAUUCCAUUGUCUCUUUUCAUUUAUUCAACGGUUCCUUCUAAACAAUUUGUUCUGUGGCCAAUGGACGUCAGUCUGGAAGCAAAGGGGAUUCCCCUGACCAGUGAGGCGCAAUGCUCUCCUCAUAAUCACGUGAUGUUUAUCAAGACCCAGAAAUGUGGCUCUACCACGCUGCAGAAUAUAUUCCUACGUUAUGGCUACAAGAACGAUCUCAUCUCUGCUUUGCCAUCAAAAGGGAACUUAUUAGGGUAUCCUAAUGGCUUUAAACCGAGCCUGAUCCCCCGGCGCCUCCUUCCGCCCGAGGGCAAGGUGGACAUCUUCGCCCUCCACACCCGCGUCGCCUUCGAGGAGCAGAUGAAGGUCCUGCACAGCGACGCCCGCUGGGUCACCGUCCUUCGGGAGCCGGCCAGUCAGUUCGAGUCCUUCUACAACUACUUCAAUCUCAAGAAGUACUUCAAGAAGGAUCUCGCGGAGUUCAAGGAUAUCCCAGUUGCCAACAUCUCCCUUCCCAGGCACAGGGGCUUCUUCGGCAAGAACCAGAUGACCUUCGUGAUGGGUUACCCAGACUCCAUCUCCGGCGAACCCCUGCACCAGGCUGUUGAGGAGCUCGACCGACUCUUCGACCUGGUGCUGAUCUACGAGCACUGGGACGAGUCUCUGAUCCUGCUGCGCCACCUGCUGUGCUGGAGCCUCCACGACGUGGUUGCCUUCAAGAAGAACAGUCGCGGCAAGAGAAAGAAGCUCGCCCUGGACCCCGAGAUGCGAAGGACGCUCCGGGAGCUGAACUACGCAGACGUCGAGCUCUACGAACACUUCCUGGCCAAGCACCGUCGCGAAGUGCUUGCGUUCGGGGUUGACAGGAUGGCCAAGGAAGUCCUUUCGCUCGGGAACCUCCGGGACGAGUACAGCCGCCAUUGCGCAGCGAGGAAGGAGGCGAAGAGGGAAGCUCCGGAAGGAAGCGAGAAAGUAACCCAAGCAAAGGGAUCUGGGGACACGCUGACUGAGUCUUGUUACACUCUCUCUCUCACCGAAAUCCCGCUGAUAAGAGCCGUGAGGGAGAAACAGAUUCGCAUGCUCAAUCAGAAAAAAGCAGAUUUAAAUCAUUAACAGAAAUUUUAGCUUUAUGUUUGUCUGACUUAAUUGUAUUGUUAUUAGUUUCAUUUUCAUAUAGUCUUUUUUAUGUAUAUAUUGUUUAAUUUAAUAUCAAUAAUAUACAACGCCAAAAUGUUCAUACUAUUUUCCAUUUACUGGACAAUUUUGAUAUAUAUUUAUUGUUUGACGGUAUCUUAGUCCUUUCUUUAUGGUUAAUAAACAGCAUUGUUAAGGUUUCUAGGAAUACGCACACACACUCACACUUAGAGAGAGAGAGAGAGAGAGAGAGAGAGAGAGAGAGAGAGAGAGAGAGAGAGAGAGAGAGAGAGAGAGAGAGAGAGAGAGAGAGAGUAUAGCAUGCAAUAUAUACUAUAAUUCCAAACCCCGUUUUCACCAUGCUGUCCACCUGGUUUCUAAUAAUAAUUCAAGCCAAGCCGUGGGUCAUGACCGGAACUGAGCACUGAUACUUGAGGACAUGGUCGGCUUGACCCAGCCUCUUUCACUCACUCUGCGGACAGACAGACAGAGAAGAGUGUUGGACCGUUACCUCCUGGGUCGGGCCAGGUGCAGGACACCUCUCCAGCACUGUCCAGUCUCGUAUACAUUUUUAAAAUUCUAAUUGUAAACUAGAAUUAAAAAGUAAAGCUGUAUACGUAUGAGCACUAUCACUCCUGUUUACCAUCACCUCUGUUUACCAUUAUGUCUGGUGGCAGGGUAGUUUGUGUAUGUAAACACUACACAGCUACGUCACCGAUAAACUGCUCGCUACAUGCCCUCGAUACGAUAAACAGAAUGUCAAAACUACGUGAGAACACAUUUUGGGUCAACCUUUUCUCUUCCCUUCCUUCUCCCAUGAAUGUGUUGGGCAAAAUGUGCAGUCAUCCUCAGUCGGUUUUGCUGGUUAAGAAUACUAACUGUGGUAAUGUAAAAUUCUUACAGUGACAGGAUUUACCAAUAUUCUCACACUCGUUCAUCUUGUUCCUUUGAACAGAUGCGGGAAUGCGACUUCUGGUUCAGACUUGAAAUAUCUUUCAUUAAGUAAUUGUGAUUCAUUUCUCUCGUUUUUAGGGAUGUAUAUUGUUUCAACUACAAAGAUUUCAUUGUGUUCGCGAUUUACUCUCAACUGAGAAUUUUCUCCUUGUGAAUUCACAAUUAUUUCACGAAAACUAUGUAAUCCAUUCCACUCUUUUACGAGUUUCGUUGAUUAAUUGUUAGAAAUACACUCGUUUUUGGACU